Messenger RNA from Trichobilharzia szidati, 5696 nucleotides. The record is from the annotation of a GenBank genome assembly. Lineage: Eukaryota; Metazoa; Platyhelminthes; Trematoda; Strigeidida; Schistosomatidae.
AUUAAUCCAAUGCAAAAUCUUAUGUUUUUUUGCUACUUUAACAAGAAAUUAGCAUUUUCAAGGCUCUUGUCAUUGACAUUGAAUGCAGCAUGAGCGCUGUUUAUGACACAUUGCGCUUCUAAAGCUGGCCAGUGGAAAUAAUCAAAGUUCGAACGUCUCCCCAGAUUCCCUUGAAGGAUGUGAAGAAAAGGAAAAGUCAUCAAAGAAAAAAGGUUUGAGAGGUUUAUUCAGACACGUUUCACAUUCCAAGCAUUCACAACGUAACCAGGGUCAUGAGAAAGUUAGUCCUUCAACAAGUUCAGUAGGUGAGACUAGCUCACCGGAAAUACCAUUUCUGGCAAAUAAUCAACUUAAUCUUGGAGGGAAAUCAUUAAAAGGGGAUCAGAAAUCUGCGGGUCAAAAACUAGUAUGGGAUUUAUUUGAAAGAGAUGGUUCUACUCGAAGUAGCAGUCUAUCUGGUUAUGAGACACAAGUGCCUGUAGACUAUCCUAUAGAAGGUGGUGUUUCUCCUAAUCUUAAAAACAAAAAUAAUGAAAAUAAUGCUCUACAGUUUCCAAAUCCGAGUGCAUUUUCAGGGCAAAAUUCCAAUUCCAAUCUUUCAUCAUGUGCUGUUUCCUUAUCCUGCGCAACUCCUAUCAUGACAGUAACCAAUCCAACACCUGAAAUAUCACACCACAAAACCUUUCAUUCUUCACCAUCUCGUACACAUACACACUUAUCUGUGCAUUACAACUAUGAGGCAAAUGAUAUUCCACAAUCGUUUAUUAAUGUGAAUGGAGAUAUUGUGAAUAAAUCAACGGAGGAAUGUACACUUAUCAGUAAUCCUCAGACAUUAAUCUCAUCGUUAUCAUCAUCAUCUUCUAUGUCUGAGACUGCUGCUGGUGGUGGUGGUGGUUCUACUGCUGGUACUAGUGCUGAUACUGUUGCUGAUGGUGGCAGCAGCGGCGGUGGCGGCGGCGUCAGUAACACCUCCGAUGAUUCUGCUAGUCCAAUUGAUUCUGUACUGACAGCCUCUAAGAUACAACAAUUGCAACAUGAUAUAACACAACUUGAAGCGGCUAUAAAAACCAAUUUAAAUGAACAAAAAGAAUUAAAUGACCGGUUAUUUGAACAAUUAGCUGAAGUGCCAAAAUUUCAAUCUGAUGCCUAUGAAUCUUCAUCAUCAUUAUUACCAUUCUGUGAGGAGUCCAAUUCAUCUGAGGGAGAAAUAAAACGUCAUUAUGCUGAAAAAUUAAAGCUACUUAAAAAACAAUUGAAAGCACUGAAUGAACAACUACAGACAACACGUUAUGUAAUGAAUAAAUUAGAACUUUAUGGUAUACCAAUAGGUGUAUCACCGAAAGAAUAUGUUAAACAAUUUAUUAAUUCAAGGCGUAAAUCAUUUAUGAGUACUGCUUCAACUGCUUCACCAGUAUUGAAACCGAAGACAAGUUUUCCCAGCACAUCUAAUACUGGUAAUCUUCCAAAUGAUAAUUCUACAGCAUCAGGAUUAAUAUCAUCCGAUGAUGUAUGCCGUAGUCAUCAGUUGGCUAAAACUCUUCCAGCACGAACAUCUAAUCCAAACAUUGAUUCCUGUAAACUACCAACACGUCAAUCGAAUACACUUCCGGCUAAAUGUAUUCAUGAGACUAAAAUAUUUAAUACAGAUACUAUAUUUAAUCUUGCACAAUCUUCUAUUGGCAGUCAAUCCUUGUAUACUCCAGAUAUAAAGCCUAUACAAUCUUCACAAUCGUCAAUGUCAACAACAUCACAUACACCGUAUAAACCUGAAUUAAGUGGUCCAAUUAUGUCAACAUGUACUGCUACUUCUACCGCUGCUGCUUCUUCUUCUAAUUCUACUAAAACACCAUUAACUUCUCAUCCUACAGCACCGCAUUUGUUUCCGCAUUUAUCAUCAAAUGAACAUGUUUAUGAUGAUUAUACAACGAAAAUGCCGAGUACUCCGUCAAAUACUCGUAUGUUGAAUACAGUACGAACAGGUUUAGGGUCAUUCGGUCGUCAAUUGUUUCGAGUUGGUAAGCCUCGAUCGCAUAGUGAUGAGAAUAUCCCAGUGAAAACGAACUCUAGUUCAAAUGAUGAUAAUAUCUAUCGUAAAAAGGGUUCUUCACGUCCUGUCGGCUAUUCAUUAUUUACGCCUUCAGAUAAAAAGAAGAACAAAAAAAUUUCAAAGAGUCGUUUAGCUGUGUCGAAUUUAUUAUACCCUCCUGAAUCAUCUAGUAUGCUUUUAUCCGAGAAUGUAAUCAGCAGUAAUUCACAACCAAUACGUACUGGUUCAUUAUCAUCAACAAAUGGAGUGAAUCCUAUGAGUGUCGGUGGUUAUGAUGGUGUAGGUGGUCGUAGUAUGAUAAGUGGUUUAAGCGGUGUAGGAGUUGUUUGUGGUGGUGGUGGUGGGGGUACCGCCUCAAAAGACGAUACAAAUCCUGAUCCGUCUAGUAAUACUGGAGCAUUUUCUUCAUGGUCUGAAGGUGGAGAUAACACAUUGAUGCGUAUCUUUGAAUGCCUUGGUGUAUCCAGUAAUCAGGUAUUUAGUAGUAGUAGUGGUCAAAAUCUUAUCUCUACUGGUAAUAGUAAUAAUGUACCCGGUGUUGGAUCUUCGGGUUCCUCUGCUCUAUCUGCAUCAGGACUGGGUGUAUUGGAUAAAUCAAAAGCUGGAUCAAAAAGUCAUAUCAUCCAAUCAGAUACAUUUAGUCCACCUCAUGGUGGAAUAAGCAGUGGUGGUGGUGUUGGUGGUGUCGGUGUGGGAGGCGGAGGAGCAGGAGGUGUUGGCGGCGUUGGCAGCGGCGGAUAUGUUGGUUCAUGUCGCACAGAUCAUGCAUUAAGCAAUAUAUCAGCAAAUAAUUUAGCUCUUGCAUUUGCUUAUCUCUAUCGUCGUCAAGAAUGUCAAUUCAAUAUGUUAACAAAUCAACAAGCACAAAUAUUUCAAGAAAUUCGUGAUGAAUUAAGUGUUAUGCGAAGUGAAACACUUAAUAUUCAAUCUACACUGAAUAAUUUAACAACUGAAUUAGAAGCUAUUCGACGUGAUGCAACAACAAAAACUGAACUACAAAAUCAAAAGUUAGCUGAUGCUAGUUCACGUAUCGAACGAUUGGAUGCUAUAGCUGAAGAGUCAAGACAAGCUUUACCACAUGAAUUAGCAGCAUUACGUAAUGAGUUUCAUGAUUCAUUAUAUUCAGUUGAAUAUCAAGUCACUACAAAAAUACGUGAUCUAAGCGAUAAUAUUACAAGUAUUAACAAUAAAGUGAGUAUGAUUGAAAAGCCUCAUGAUCAAUCUAGCACACAUGGUGGAUCACAUGGAACUGAAUUGGAACGUGUUCGUCGUAAAGUUUUACACUAUCUAACAGAUUUAUGUGUCUCCUUUUUUGCACUUGUCACUAUGCUGCUACAAGUGCUUAUACGUUGUUUAAAUUUGGGUGCUGUACUAACAGAAAAUCGGAAACUUGCCGUCUGCUUUUCCAUGACUAUGUUGGCUAGCUGUUUACUUGUGUAUACAUCUGAUCCUAUUAUUGUAUGGCUCAGGGAAGAUAAUAUUACUGACAAUCCUGAUACUACAAUUCAUCGAAGAUCUCAUUACUGGCGUAGUAUAUUAAUUGCCAUUUUAUCAUUUUUUCGAAGUUUUUCACGUGGAAUGUCUUAGCAACAACUACAACAACAACAACAAUAACAGCAACAAAAUCAAAUGUAACGCUUUAAUUUAUUUCUUUAUUUUUAUUUAAAACAGGCACACACACACGGAUAUGUGCUUUUUUUCUUCUUUUAUUACUUUAUUCCACCAAUCAGUUUUCAUCUCAGUGGUGUGUCUGCUGUUCUAAGACAAUUGUUUGGUUUUCUCCUGGUGCUACCCCCUGUAUGUAUAUACAUAUGCUAUGUAUGCAUACGUUAAUUUCUGCCUAAUACUAUACUAUAUUACUGUUUAUAAUAAUAAUAAUGAUAAUAUUACGUACCUUCAUCAUCAUCUCGACUAUGUUUGGUGUUUUGUUGUCUGUCUUCAUAAAGUAGCAGUAAUCUAUCAUGACAAAUUUACAUGUGUAUAUGCUUUACUUUGUUUAAUUGCGUAUAAAACUCCUGCUCCUGCUCCUGCUCUUCGCCCCCUCCCACUCCUCCACAAAUUGUAAACCACACAUUUUGUUUUAAUGCAUCCGUACUGUAAUUUUUUAUCUAUAGUAAUACCAUUCGUGUGUGUUCGAAUUGUUCCUCUUCUCAUUUCUUUGAGAUUCUUCCGCUUUCAUUGGUACCCUUUACUCAUUUAGCUUAUUUAUUUAUUUAUUUAUUCGAUAAUUGUCUUUGGGAAAUAUCACUGUAUGCGUAAUUGUACUAUUGUCGUUUCUUUGUACUGUGUAAUGUAAUGUCUUCAUUUUUGUCGCGUUUGCUUGUUGUUUUUGUUUUAAAAUCGCCAUCAAAUUGUUCUACUGUCCCGGUUUUUAUUGAUUAUCCCUAUCAUCACUCUUCUCCGUUUCUUCUUCCCUUCUUUUUUUGUUUGUUUGCUUACGCAACACUACCUAACAGUCACUCACUGACUAAUUGCAAGACAAAAAGAGUAUAAGUGUAUACUUUGUACUGCACUGUGCUGUAUUGUAUUGUUGUUAUUUAUUUGUUCUAAAUACCCCCCCGCUCUCUCUCUCGCUCUCCAUCUCUUGUUUUAGAGUUCUUUGUCUCCAUCCUACCACCCCCUCUUCAAAAAACGACCUUGUUGUUGACUCCAGUUUUCAUUAUAUUUUCAUGGAAUUAUUUAUGAAUUUUCUUUCUCUCCAGUGUUUGAGUGUUAUAUACGUAUACAUAAAUGCCAUGGAGCACACGUCCUGUUCGCAAGUGAAGUUGUUUAUCCUUAGUUGUUUUCAUUUGCUCUCCGACCCCCCUCCCUCUCCCUCUGAGUAUGCCCGCUCCUUUUCUAAUCACAGUUAAUUUGAGAUUUCUCUACUCUUCAUAUUUUAUUUCUUUUCUGAGAAACUGAUUUUUUUUCCUGCUUGCCAGGCAUACAAACACACACUUGAUUGACAUUUUAUGUGCAAGCAAAUAGGUGAUUCGUCCGUCUUUCAACAGAAAAUUCAAAACAGACAUCAUCACCUCAGUAGAUUGUUACAAUACUCAUCUUCAUUUACGUUUUGUUUUGUUUUUUUCUUUUGUGUUACCGCACAACACAUCCUACAGAUAGAUAUUUAAAGAGAACAAGACAGUUACUUCUGCUGUGUGUGUUUGAAAAUGAGAUAAUACACAGGAGAGAAUUGAACAGUCCACUGUGUGUGAAUUUUUAUACAUCGAUGCUUUGCUUCUUCGUUUUUUUUCUUUUUUUAGAGUACACAAAAAUUAAUGUCUUUGAGUUCUUUUGAUUUUUCAAUUGUGCUUUUUCUUGCUCUUACACCAGUACAGUAUUAUUGAUAUAUUAUUGUUUAUUUGUUGUUUUCGUCGUCAUUGUCGUCAACGUUGUUUCCUUUAAGACUUCUGUUUAUUGUAUGCAUGCAUGUCCUUUCUCCUUUUCUGUUUCCUCACUACUUCUUUAUUUUAUUUUUGAAGGAAUAAUACGGAUAAUAAAGUCGUCAGUGAUUCGUUGAUCGAAUAUUAUGCACACAUAAUACAUACACACUCAUACAUACAUGCAUGCACAUACACACACACACACGAAUACACGCAUAUUUACACAUACAUACAUACAUACAUUAAUAUCUAAUUGUAAAUUAAAUAAUUCUAUAAUAAAAAACAGA